Sphenostylis stenocarpa is the source of this 282-nucleotide messenger RNA. Lineage: Eukaryota; Viridiplantae; Streptophyta; Magnoliopsida; Fabales; Fabaceae. The record is from the annotation of a GenBank genome assembly.
AUGAGUCAUUUAUAUUGGGAUGUCAUCCACGAGUUGCAAGACACGCAUGGAUUGGGGUGCUCCAUGCCAGGUGAGCAUAUAACUGAAGGAAUGAGAAGUUAUGGGGCAUGGAUGAUUCAAAUGAGAAAGAAAAAUGGGAAGUUAUGGGGCAUGGAUGAUCCAAAUGACAAAGAAAAUGAGGAGUUGUUGGCGCUCCUCUCGCAUGAAAAAUGGAAUAAUGGGCCUGCAAAUUUAUUAGUUAUAAUGAAACUGGUUAAAUUUGGUGGGGACGAGAAAAAAUGA